Molecule: messenger RNA, 3463 nt
Organism: Maylandia zebra (zebra mbuna)
Lineage: Eukaryota; Metazoa; Chordata; Actinopteri; Cichliformes; Cichlidae
Source: RefSeq, a predicted model, not a curated record
CUGAACUUUGCCGUGAAUGUUUACAACCGUGUCUUCCCGCGUCUUGGCUGAACAGCAAGUUAGCGAGCGCCGGCAGCUGUAUGUGGCUCAUUAGUGAGUGUGGACGAUGAUUAAAACGGAGAGAGUGCUGCAUUUGAAAAGCUGCGUGGGGCGGAAGCUCCGAGUGGUCCGGGAACACUAUCUGAGAGAGCGGGUCCCCUGCUGCAGCUCACUGUGUCAGGCCGACUGUGUAAAUGAUGGAAAGCUGCUGCCCGGAGAUUUGACCCACUAUGUGGUGCCUGAUGUUGCUGUCGUGGUCGACUACCUGGAGAUCUUGGAGUUCAGAGAGCUGCAGGGCAUCAUCUUCACCCAGACUGCUUGCCAGGCUCUACAGAGCAAGAAUCGCAGAUAUUACAAGCGGCUGCAAACCCUUGUCAAAGACCCUCGACACGACUGCGUGCUGUUUGCCAAUGAAUUUCAGAAGUACUCUUACUGUCCACGAGAGAAGGGCGAGAGCCAGGAAAAAUGGCAGACCAGGUGUGUGUACUCAGCUGCAGUGUGGUACUACAACCACCUGGCAGGAAUGAUGAAUAUAGUGAUGAUCACUGAGGAUCCUGAGGCCGUAGCUCAGUUCAGCAGCCUGACGUCUGGAGUGUACGUCAUCUCCGUCCAGGAUUAUUUGCAAAGCUUCUGGUCAGAUCUGCAGGCAGCCCAUGAACUGUUUAGCUCCAUUUCUCAGGCACAACAAGAGACAGAGGGCGACGAUGGGGAGAAAGAGUUUCCCGAACAUCUUCCCGCUGAAGUCCUGGAGGCUGGUAUAAAGUCUGAACGUUACAUUCAGAGUACACUGAAUGUUAACAAGCAUCGGGCACAGAACGAGGCUUUCGUCAGGCCGAAGAACUUCUCAACCAAGAGCACAGGUGAAAACGCCUUACAUUUUCAAAACAGCGUGCAUGGGGACGAGGUUGUGGUGGAGUUGUUGCCCAAAACGAGUGGAGAGGGAGGGACACAGCCCUGACUGAUGGGAUGAAAAACUGGAGAGGACAAUGAGAGUACACCUCUGCCAACAGGUCGUAUUGUAGGGAUCCUGCAGAGGAACUGGAGAGACUACGUGGUAACUUUCCCCACUAGGGAUGGGAUUCAGUCCCAGAGCAGGAAUUCCCAGCGGAUACUGACCAUACCUUACCAGCGUAUUCCUAAAAUCCGCAUCAGUACUCAACAGGCUGAAGCUCUGCAGGACCACAGAGUUGUGGUGCGCAUUGAUUCAUGGGAAAGCACGUCAUUCUAUCCCAACGGCCAUAGUGUACGGGUUUUGGGUCGAGCUGGAGAGCUUGAGACUGAGGUCCAGACCAUCCUCCUAGAGAACUGCAUCCAUAUUCUUCCUUUCUCAGACGCACAGCUGAGAGAGAUGCCGGUCAACUCUCUGGAGAAGCCGUGGACGGUAGACCCCUCUGAGGUGGCAGAGCGGCGGGAUCUUAGGGACAGUCGCCUGGUGUUCAGCAUCGAUCCACGCGGCUGUGAAGAUGUAGACGACACGCUGUCUGUACACAAGCUCCCCAACAGAAGGCUGGAGCUGGGAGUUCACAUUGCUGAUGUCACUCACUUUGUCAAAGAGGGUUCGCUCACAGACUUGGAGGCACGUUCAAGGGCUACAACCUACUACCUGGCAGACCGCAGGUACGACAUGCUGCCUGCUAUUCUCAGCGCAGACCUUUGCUCACUGCUGGGAGGUGCUGACAGGUAUGCAAUGAGCGUGCUUUGGGAGCUUGACGCAGAAUCCCUUGAAGUCCAAGAGGUCUGGUAUGGUCGUACACUCAUCCGCUCCUCCUAUCAGCUCCACUACGAGCUGGCUCAGGCGCUCCUCAACGGAGAACAGGUUGAGGUAGCGGAACUGGCCAACCUGGGUCCUCAGGAAAAGGGUUCUAAGCUAGCUCAACUCACUGAGGCACUUGAGAUGCUCACACAUGUAGCCAGACAUCUUCGGGCAAAGAGGGACAGAGGAGGAGCGCUGGAGCUGGAAGGAGUGGAGUAUGAUUGGUUUCUUGUGGGUGCCCAGCUGGAUGAGGAGAGGAACAUUACGGCCCUGGUCCCUCGUCAGCCCCUGGAGGUCCAUGAGACCGUGGCAGAGUGCAUGAUUUACGCCAACCACUGGGUGGCCCGCAGAUCCAGGAAGCUUUCCCCAACCAGGCCUCUAAGGUGUCACCACACCACAACAGAGCUAUUCAACCAGCUGGUGGACACUGCAAAGGCCAAAGGUUUCACCAUUGACACCAGGUCCAACAAGGCUUUAGCUGCUCACUGGACCGAGCUGUGGACCACAGGACCCUUGGUGAACAGGUUGUUCAGAAUGAUGGCCACUGCUAUGUCACAGGCUCUGUACUUCUCCACUGGUGCUCAUCCUCAAGACCAAUACUACCAUUAUGGUACGAUACCGUCUGGCUUGGAUCGCUACACACACUUUACCUCACUCCGUCGGUACGCAGACAUUGUCGUGCACCGCCUUCUUACCGCAGCCCUGCACAUGCAGAGGGCGUUGUAUUGGUAAGCACCAGCCAGUAACAAAGAAGUGGAGGAAAUGGCUCACCAUGUCAACAGCAAGAACAGGGUCAGGGGCAGCCAAAUGCGAUCCACAGCACUGUUUCAGUGUCUGUUUUUCAGAGAACGAGACCCUCAGACAGACCCGUGCUGUGUGGCUGACGCUGUUGUCUACUCCAUUCGAGACAACGGUGUCUUGGUGUUUAUCCAGAGUAAGACCUUCAGUCCUGUGUAUGGUGUGAGGGGGCCUGUGUAUCUGAAGAACAAAGAGGUGGUGGUGGUAGCGGGACAGGACGGCAGCUGUGAUUGGCAGGGUGGCACUGUGCGAAAAUACCCGGACCGCAUUACCACCACCUCCAGCUGUGGCACCUCCACCUUCAAACUGUUUGACCACAUCACCGUUCGUAUUUCUGUCCACUCUUCAACUUGCCAUGCUGACCGUCUAAACCUCGAGGUCAUCAGCAACAAGCCUCACCACAGUGCAAAGUCCCAGCAGCCAGCUCAGGGCCGCAGUCAGCUGGUCAAAGAGGUGGUGCGUCAGAAUGAAGAGGCGCUGGCUCAGGAGAAGACAGCCCGGCGCCCCAAACUCUCCAAAGAGGAAAGAGAGUUUCGUCAGAGCAAAACUCCCAGUCUGUACUCUAUUCUGGAAGAAAUCAGAGAGUUGGCUCUGAUGGAUCUGGAAAGGGCUUCACGCCUCCCGGCAACAACAGCAUAGAAACGCUGUAGCCCAGCUUUACCUCCAAGCAGACACUUGUGAGAACUGCACGCUGUGCGCUAACAGAACGGUGAUCAUUGAAGAUCACUCGUGCUGAGUCAUCCAGGUCAUUCUUGUAGCUCCAGAUUGUGUGUGGACAAACCACACGAGUGUGUGAAGUCACAGGAAAGCAAACACAAUAUUAGCCCUUGGUAGCACCUAAAAACGUACCCCUUAUGAGUCCUAGAGCCAAAA